AUGGUUAACUUCACUAUCGAAGAGAUCCGGUCCCUCAUGGACCGUCCGGCCAACAUCCGGAACAUGUCCGUCAUUGCUCACGUCGAUCACGGAAAGUCGACUCUGACCGACUCCAUGAUCCAGCGUGCCGGUAUCAUCUCGGCUGCUAAGGCCGGUGAAGGUCGUUACAUGGACACUCGUCCCGAUGAGCAGGACCGUGGCAUUACGAUCAAGUCGACUGCCAUCUCCCUGUAUGCCAAGUUCCCCGAUCCGGAGGAUCUCAAGGAGAUCCCCCAGAAGGUCGAUGGUGCUGAGUUCCUGGUCAACUUGAUCGAUUCCCCCGGUCACGUUGAUUUCUCCUCUGAGGUCACUGCCGCUCUCCGUGUCACUGACGGUGCCCUGGUCGUCGUCGACACUGUUGAGGGUGUCUGUGUCCAGACCGAGACCGUCUUGCGUCAGGCCCUGACCGAGCGUAUCAAGCCUGUCCUGAUCAUCAACAAGGUCGACCGUGCCCUGCUCGAACUUCAGGUUAGCAAGGAGGAUCUCUACCAGUCCUUCUCUCGUACCAUUGAGUCCGUCAACGUCAUCAUCUCCACCUACCAUGACAAGGCUCUUGGUGAUGUUCAGGUCUACCCCGACCGCGGUACCGUUGCUUUCGGUUCCGGUCUCCACGGAUGGGCUUUCACCGUCCGCCAGUUCGCCGUCAAGUACGCCAAAAAGUUCGGUGUUGACCGUAAGAAGAUGCUUGAGCGUCUCUGGGGUGACAACUACUUCAACCCCAAGACCAAGAAGUGGACCAAGACCGGUGAGCCCGAUCAGCGUGCUUUCAACAUGUUCAUCUUGGACCCCAUCUUCAAGAUCUUCGCUGCUGUCACCAACGACAAGCGGGAGGAGAUGCUCACCCUCGUUGAGAAGCUCGAGGUCAAGCUUGCCAACGACGAGAAGGACCUUACGGGCAAGGCUAUGCUCAAGGUCAUUAUGCGCAAGUUCCUGCCCGCCGCUGAUGCCAUGUUGGAGAUGAUCUGUAUCCACCUGCCCUCUCCAGUCACUGCCCAGAAGUACCGUGCCGAAACUCUGUACGAGGGUCCCAUGGACGACGAGUGCGCUAUUGGUAUCCGUGACUGUGACCCCAAGGCUCCUCUCAUGCUUUACGUCUCCAAGAUGGUUCCCACCUCUGACAAGGGCCGUUUCUACGCCUUCGGUCGUGUCUUCGCCGGUACUGUCAAGUCCGGUCUUAAGGUCCGCAUCCAGGGUCCUAACUACGUCCCUGGCAAGAAGGAGGAUCUCUUUAUUAAGGCCAUCCAGCGUACCAUUCUGAUGAUGGGUCGUUUCGUUGAGCCCAUCGAAGAUGUUCCUGCUGGUAACAUCGUUGGUCUGGUUGGUGUCGACCAGUUCCUGCUCAAGUCUGGUACCCUCACCACCUCCGAGACCGCCCACAACCUCAAGGUCAUGAAGUUCUCCGUCUCCCCUGUCGUCCAGCGUGGUGUUGAGGUCAAGAACGCCCAGGAUCUGCCCAAGCUGGUCGAAGGUCUCAAGCGUCUAUCCAAGUCUGACCCUUGUGUCCUGACUAUGAUCAACGAGUCUGGUCAGCACAUUGUUGCCGGUGCCGGUGAGCUGCACCUUGAAAUUUGCUUGAAGGAUCUCGAGGAGGACCACGCCGGUGUCCCUCUCCGUAUCUCGGACCCUGUCGUCUCCUACCGUGAGACUGUCGGCGCUGAGUCCAGCAUGACCGCGCUGUCCAAGUCUCCCAACAAGCACAACCGUCUCUACGUCACUGCUCAGCCCCUCGGCGAGGAGGUCUCCCUCGCCAUUGAGUCCGGCAAGAUCAACCCCCGUGACGAUUUCAAGGCCCGUGCCCGUGUCCUCGCUGACGACUUCGGCUGGGAUGUUACCGAUGCCCGUAAGAUUUGGUGCUUCGGUCCCGACACCACCGGUGCCAACUUGCUGGUUGACCAGACCAAGGCCGUCCAGUACCUCAACGAAAUCAAGGACUCUUUCGUCUCUGGUUUCCAGUGGGCCACUCGUGAGGGUCCCAUCGCUGAGGAGCCUUUGCGCUCUGUCCGCUUCAACGUCCUUGAUGUGACCCUGCACGCUGAUGCCAUCCACCGUGGUGGUGGUCAGAUCAUCCCCACUGCUCGUCGUGUCCUGUACGCCGCUACCCUGCUUGCCGAGCCUGGUCUUCAGGAGCCCAUCUUCAACGUCGAAAUCCAAGUUCCCGAGCAGGCCAUGGGUGGUAUCUACGGUGUCCUCACCCGCCGUCGUGGUCACGUCUACAGCGAAGAGCAGCGUCCUGGUACCCCUCUGUUCAACGUCAAGGCUUACCUGCCUGUCAACGAGUCCUUCGGUUUCAACGCCGAUCUCCGCCAGGCCACCGGUGGUCAGGCCUUCCCUCAGUCCGUCUUUGACCACUGGUCUAUUCUUCCUGGUGGUUCUCCUCUUGACCCCACUACCAAGCCUGGUCAGACCGUUGCUGAGAUGCGUAAGCGCAAGGGUCUCAAGGAGCAGGUUCCUGGCUACGAAAACUACUACGACAAGCUGUAA
Molecule: messenger RNA, 2520 nt
Organism: Aspergillus udagawae
Lineage: Eukaryota; Fungi; Ascomycota; Eurotiomycetes; Eurotiales; Aspergillaceae
Product: elongation factor 2
Exons: 6
Coding region: 1-2520 (839 amino acids)
Biological process (GO): translational elongation
Cellular component (GO): cytosol; ribonucleoprotein complex
Molecular function (GO): GTP binding; ribosome binding; GTPase activity
Source: RefSeq, a predicted model, not a curated record